CUGUGCGCCGUCUAUGGGCUGAAUUUUCUCGACUGUGACGGAACCAUGCGGCAGGACAACUACGCCGCGUUCAUCAGCGAUGGCCACAACAACCUCGAGCAGCUGCCGGCGCUGAUGCAGGACUGCCUGGCCAAGGUGCACGGAACGAUCGAGGAUAAGGCCUUUCAGGUUAUCCAGUGUUUGUGGGCGUCCAGAACGUUCAAGAAGUGUUACGCUUGGGUGGCUUUUUCACACAGCCAACACACGUGCGGCUUCGGCUUCGGAAACCGGAACCUAGGGCACCACGGAAAAUUGCGAAAAAGAACCUGCCGCAGUGAUCACAGCAGUGAAAGUUUGACCCAGUGCACUGACACAGGGCAUUGA
Culex pipiens pallens (northern house mosquito) is the source of this 363-nucleotide messenger RNA. RefSeq lists its product as uncharacterized. The record is from RefSeq and is a predicted model, not a curated record. Gene Ontology annotation, molecular function: odorant binding. Lineage: Eukaryota; Metazoa; Arthropoda; Insecta; Diptera; Culicidae. The transcript has 2 exons. Bases 46 to 363 code for a protein of 105 amino acids.